GUGUGUGCAGGCGGCGGCAAGAACUUCAGCCUCAAGAGCGAGGAGGACGUGGAGGAGCUCAUGCAGACGCUGGUGGCGCAGAUCCACGCCAAGCUCAAGAGCGAGCUCAACCUGCGCGAGAUCUUCAUCCCCAACUCCAAGGCCGAGGCGCGCUGCAACAUCUUCGUGUCGCACAACUACGCGGCGUGCCCCAAGCUCUGCGUCUUCAUGCAGCCGGGCGAAGGCAUGCAGCCGGGCAUGUGGAGCCGGACGAUCCACCCCAAGACGGGCUUCCAGGGCUCCAUGAUCCCGUACUUGAAGACGGCGAUCCAGGGCGGAUACGGCGUCGUGAUCCUGAACCCGAGCACCAACUUCUGCAUGGUCAACGGCCACCGAGCCAAGAUCCUGCACUCGUCCUCGCCCGAGGCGCACGUCGCGUACGUCUGGAAGAACUACAUCGUGCCCAACGCGGCACAGGAGAUCAGCUUCAUCGUGCACGACAACGCCGGCAUCUUGUUGAAGACCUUUCUGUCCACCUUGAGUGGACACGAGGCGCAGAGGGUCGGAGGCAUCGCCUUCAUCGAGUCGGCCCACCAGGUCUCGUCGGGUGACAGCAAUUCGUUGUGGGACAUGCUGCGCGAGAAGGCCGUGAACUUUGAGGCCUCGACGGAGCCCAUGUUCACGGUCAUUGCGUCCUCCAAGGCGAGACUGGGGUGCACGUCCCUGUCGGUGGGGCGCACGUCGGGUGAGGCAAACAACCGCGAGUGGACGGUUCAUUCAGUGCAGACGUCGGCGUUCGUGUUCCUGCAGUCUAUCGCCAGCGGGAUCGAGGAGUCGCUGCAUGCUAUCCGCGCAACGUUCCCCAACAAGCUUAUCGUGACCGUCAACCGUGCACGAUUGACUGGCCAGCCAUACAACAACCCGUUCGCUGUGGUGCAGUGUGCGGGACAGAAGAAGGAGACUGUGGGCAGCCAUAAGCACACCAUGGACCCCGAGUGGAACCAGACGUUCUCCUUCCCUGUUACGUCCAGCGACGCGAAGGUGGUUAUCGUCGUGAAAGACAGGUCAUUCCCCAUGAAUACGUCGCUGGGUCAGGUUGUCGUGAGUAUGAGCGAGGUGGGACUUAAUCGCGCCGACCGACGGUGGUUCUCCCUGCGUGACGAGAAGGUUCCGACAACACACGGCAAUGGCGAAGUGGAGCUGACGCUCGAGUGGGUGCACGAUACGUUCGUAGCUCGCUCCGAUUCGUUUAUUCGCGGGAACCGCAUGCCGACACUAGAAGCGCAGCGCAACCGUCAAGGCGGUGAUGGUGAGAACUGCUGCUACCUGUGCAAGACUACGUUCGUAUUGCAUCGCCGUCGCUACUGCCGCAUGUGCUUGCGUUUGGUCUGCACGUCGUGCUCAGAUCGCCUAUUUCUUCCCGGAUUUAGCGAGCCGAAGCGUGUGUGCUCUGGGUGCUGCGAUCUUCAGAUGAUGCUACACAACAAACUUCCGCGCAUGGGUCCCAAUGGUCCGGGCUCGAGGUUACCCUCCCAAGACAAGCUGGACGAGCAUGCGCAGCGUAUGGAGGCGAUGCGGAAACGCGAGGAAGCCGAGAAGCGGCCUCUCUCUAUUAACGACUUCGAUCUGCUCAAGGUGGUCGGUCGCGGCGCCUUCGGUAAGGUGCUGCUGGUGCGCAAGAAGGACGGCAAAAACGCUGGCCAAAUUUACGCUAUGAAGAUCCUCGUCAAGUCGCACAUUAUUAAGAACGACCAGAUCGAGAACACCAAGGCGGAGCAGCAUAUCCUCAAGGAGAUCAGCCACCCAUACGUGGUGCGGCUACGGUACGCGUUCCAGAACGCUGACAAGUUGUACCUCAUCAUGGACUACUACCCGGGUGGCUCGAUGUUCUACCACCUGCGCAAGUCGAAGAGGUUCACGGAAGAUCGCACGCGGUUAUACAUGGCUCAGCUGCUGACGGCGUUGAUGCACCUCCACAGCAAGCAGAUCGCGUACCGUGAUUUAAAGCUGGAAAAUAUUCUGAUGGAUCCGAAGGGCAACAUCGCCCUGACCGAUUUCGGUCUGUCGAAGGAGGGUCAGAUGGUCGAGGGAGCCAUCCGCGCGUCUCAGGCAGAUACGGGUAUGAAGACCAUUUGUGGUACAGCCGAGUACAUGGCGCCAGAGCUGCUGCGCCACCAACCGUACGGCAAAGUGGUCGACUGGUGGAGCUACGGUAUUCUGCUGUUCGAGAUGCUGACGGGCCGAACGCCCUUCGUCGACCGCAACCGUCGGCAGAUGUUCAAGAACAUUAUGCAGUCGGAGGUGAUCUACCCCUCGCACAUUUCGCCGGUGGCGCGCUCGCUGAUCUCCAAGCUGCUGAAUCGUGACCCGGCACGAAGACUGGGUGGAGGCCCCAACGGCGGCCGUGACAUCAUGGCCCACCCGUUUUUCGAGUCGAUUGACUGGGACAAGCUCAUGCGGAAGGAGAUCGAGCCUCCGUUCGUCCCGGACGUCUCGAGUGUCGACGAUAUCACGAACGUGCCCGAGAUGUUCCAGAACAUGGCGGCCGUAGACUCCCCUGUCAACAAGAAGAAUGGCGACGGCCACCACUUCGACGACUUCACGUACCAAGAAGACGGGUACAUUAUGCGCGCCACGCACAACAUAAACCAGCAUUAA
Molecule: messenger RNA, 2637 nt
Organism: Phytophthora sojae
Lineage: Eukaryota; Oomycota; Peronosporomycetes; Peronosporales; Peronosporaceae
Exons: 2
Coding region: 61-2637 (858 amino acids)
Biological process (GO): protein phosphorylation
Molecular function (GO): metal ion binding; ATP binding; protein serine/threonine kinase activity
Source: RefSeq, a predicted model, not a curated record